AAAACUUUCGGUUUUGUUAGGAAGUGAAAUUUAAAAAGUUAUUUUAUAAAUUAAAAAGACAAUUAUAUGACAUAAAGAUAAAAAAGUAAAUUUCGAUACAUGCAGACGACAGACUUCUGACAAUAAUAAGGUGCUUAAAAUUGUGUGGGUCUGCCAGCGAGAAGGAAGAGCAUUUUUUGGUAGAAGGAAGAAAUAUACAUAUCUAGUGAAUAGAUGCCACCAGUCGCAGUCACCAUCGCCAGCAGCAAAAACCCUUGAGCAAAGUCGUUGUCGUAACAGCUGUUCGUUUAAAAUUACAAAACAAAAUCGCGCGUGUCAUUGAAAAGAGUGGACAUAGAUGUUGACGGUCCACCGGACGGUUACGAAAACCUAACCAUUCAUUGUGGUUAUUAGUAUGAACUUUCAUACUUGACAUCAUUUGUUAGCUAGCUAAGUGUAAAGUGUAAUUCGGUGCAUUGCAUUAUUUAUUGACAUAUCUGCAAAAAAAAAAUAUAUUUUCUACUUCCGCAUUCAGCCAGCUGCCAAUAAAACGCGAGCGACGAGGUUAUUUCUUCUUGUUGUUGGCAAUAAAAAAGAAAAAAUACGUUACACCUAAAAACCACGUAAAAGCUAUGAAAUCCUAAAACAAACCACACACAGUUUCUUGUGAUAAAAUAAUAAAAAUGUGCAAUAAAUUUCUCUAAAGAAAAGCAAAACAAAAAAUGUAUAUACCUACACCACCAGACAGCAAUGGCAAUAAUAAUAGAAAAUUAAAUCAAAUGCUAGGUGGUAGUCACAUGAAUAUUUCUAGUCAUUGUUAAUGAAAAUUAAAAAAAGAAAAUCGCAAGACGACAACAACGACGACGACACUACACAAACAAAAAAUAUACGGCAAUUCGAAGCAACAACACUAAAAUAAAAUCAAAUAAAAAUACGAAAUUACAACAGCAACUACAACUAGUUCGAUGUGAGCAACAACAACAACAUAAUUCAGCCAUGCAUAGAACUAUUAUCAGCAUAGCAAUUAACAUCUACCAAAGAAAGUCCAUAUAGAAGAAAAUAAAUAACUAUAAAACAUUUGUCGUUUUCAUUUCGAUAUCUUAAGACGGGCGAACAUUUUUGAGUUUUGAUUAUUAUAUUAGCCGCUAUCUCUUUGUCGUUUCUAUCCUGCAUUGAAAUUAAAAUCGAAACACUACACUUUGCUGUGCUCAUCCGCCCACCACCCACUCUCAGACGCCUAGUGUUGUCAGCAUCGACCGUAUGUGCACGCACACACAAUCGAACCUACAUAUACAAAAUCAUUAUUUGCCGAUUCUCUUACGAGAGUACGAAUGCGUGCGCCUGUUUUAGCAAAAUAAAAUAAAGAGAACGAAUUGUGAAGAGUAACUUUCUCUCUCUCUUCAUCACUUGUCAUACGAGACAGCAACAGUAGCUUACCGUUAGCAUUCUUACUGUGAUUACCCAUUAACAGAUCAUAUUGUCAAAAUACGAGAGUCAAAACGAAGAGAGCGAACCAAAGCAUCCCAAACAAAGGAAUUCCCUCAAGCAGAAAUACAAGAAAAACAACAACAAAAUAAUCUGUUUUUCAGAAAGUGAUUCUAAAAGCGAUUCCUAAGGCAUUGUGGGGUACAAAGUAUUUUUCUUCAUUUGAUCCAAACGCAGUCUUCGCAGUUGUUGGGCUCUGUCUCCCAACGUUGAAUUCAGCAAAAAUGCUCUCAAUUCAGCAAUUGUUGAAAGCUUUGAGAAAACUACAAAACAAUGCCGCCACUUUAAAUGGUGGCGAUUUGAUAACAAAGAGUAUCAAACAUGUGGCGGCGACAGCAGUCAACUCAGCUGUCGCUGAGGGAAUACCAACAGCCAACAGAGAGGCGGCUACGGCAAAGGUGGUGGGUCGCUCCCCCAUAGUGACGUCAUUGUUGAAUAAUCAGCAGCUAACAGACGAUGUGGUAGAUGACAGAGAGGAGGGGGGAGUAGAAGUAGUAACAACAGCCGACGACGACGAGUAUGUGAAGAAAUCAAAAUCGUCAUCAUUUGCUAAGCAACCGCAGCAAACAAAUGCCAAUGUAAGCGUUUGUAGUAGCAGCAGCAGCAGCCAAACUCAAAACAGCUGUAUCAGUCACAAAUGCUCCAACCAUAUUGUCGGAGACGUCAGCCAUAACACCAACAACAACACCACUUCUAGUCAAAACCCCCCAAAGCAGCUGCAAACACUGAACUGUCACAGCGAAUGUUUUAGUUUGUAUUCGUCUUUGAACACUGACGGUUCGACAACAGAAUUGUGUGGAGCGCAACAAAACUCUAAUACGCAGGAUUCAAGCGAAAACUCAGCACAGGCAGUGAUUUUUUGCCCUUCAGCUUCUCUUCUGCACCAACACCCCUCAAAUCUACAAGCAAGGAAUAACAGCAAUAGUAGUAGCAGUAGUAGUAGUAGUAGCAGUAGUAGCAGUAGUCAACGCAUACAGAAUUUCCUUAAACAGCAAAUUUUUCAACACCACCAGCAGCAGUUCCAUACCCAACAGCAUAACCAUAAUUUAAACACCAAACAGAGACAGACACAAUUCGCCAUGUCCUCUCUAGCCGCCGCCGAACCCUCCUUGGCCCUGCAACAGAAAGAUGACCAAUGCAGCAAUGGUGGUGCCGUUGGUGGCAAUGGCCAUCAGGCAUCAGAUGAUGAAUCAGCCGCAUCCUCAUCCCAGCCGCCAUCUAAACACCAGAAAUCCACAUCGGGCAAACCAUGCUUCAAUGCUGGUCUAGGCGAUAUUAUACAAUUUAUGGAACUCAUUGGCAACCUAAAGCACACAAAACGUACCGGUUGGGUAUUGCGUGAUGUUAACGAUUGCGAAUCCAUAUCCGGCCAUAUGUAUCGCAUGAGCAUAUUGACUUUCCUAUUGGACGGCACUGAGGGUCUCAAUCAAAUCAGAUGCAUGGAAUUGGCUUUGGUUCAUGAUCUGGCGGAAAGUUUAGUCGGUGACAUUACCCCAUUCUGUGGUGUCUCCAAGGAGGAAAAGAAGGCUAUGGAACUCAAGGCCAUGGAGGAUAUAUGCAAAUUGAUUGAGCCCAGGGGUAAACGUAUGAUGGAGUUGUUUGAGGAAUAUGAACAUGGCGAAAGCCCAGAAUCUCGUUUCGUUAAGGAUCUUGAUCGCUUGGACAUGGUAAUGCAGGCCUUCGAAUAUGAGAAACGUGACAAUUGCCUGCUAAAACAUCAGGAAUUUUUCGAUUCCACCGAGGGCAAAUUCAAUCAUCCCUUUGUCAAGAAGCUGGUCAAUGAAAUCUAUGAGCAACGUGAACAAUUGGCCAAGGAGAGGGGAGCAACACCACCACCCAAAGUUGAUGUACCAAAUAUGGACAAUCCUCUGACGCAUGCCAACUCCAAAGCCCCAACCAAUGGUCAUCAUCAUACGCAUCUGGAAGCAAAUAAAGUGGAGGAGACAACAAAAUCAAGUUGAUUUGGGCAAGGCGAGAAGGCCACCCAAGAACAGAGGUCAGCGGACAAAUUCUAAUUAUAAGAAGAAAGAUAAAAAAACAGCGCGUAGUAGACAUUAUGGAUAAGGAUGACGAGUUGCGGUUUUCAUUUCUAGACGAAGGUAUCGAAUGGAAAUGAAUGAAUGACAAGGGUCAAAACGUGAUUUAGUUAUUUUAUAUAUACAAAUA
Messenger RNA from Stomoxys calcitrans (stable fly), 3630 nucleotides. RefSeq lists its product as uncharacterized. Bases 1689 to 3425 code for a protein of 578 amino acids. The record is from RefSeq and is a predicted model, not a curated record. Gene Ontology annotation, molecular function: 5'-deoxynucleotidase activity. NCBI's taxonomy places the organism in Eukaryota, Metazoa, Arthropoda, Insecta, Diptera, Muscidae. The transcript is spliced from 4 exons. Gene Ontology annotation, cellular component: cytoplasm.